CCUGACCACGUGACGAGGGAGGUCCCAGCGAGUGACAGCGCCGGGGUCAGGCCAGCCGCCCAAGAGUCCGGCACUCGCUCGCCGGAGAUGCUGCGGAACGGAGCUGCCGGGGCCUCCUCCCCUUCUGGCAAAGGCGCCAACCGGCCUGUGCGCGUGUGGUGCGACGGAUGCUAUGAUAUGGUGCAUUAUGGGCACUCCAACCAGCUGCGGCAAGCUCGUGCGAUGGGUGAUUAUCUGAUCGUAGGAGUCCACACAGAUGAGGAGAUCUCCAAGCAUAAAGGACCCCCUGUCUUCACUCAAGAAGAGAGAUACAAAAUGGUGAAGGCCAUCAAAUGGGUGGACGAGAUUGUACCAGGAGCUCCUUAUGUCACAACCUUGGAAACGCUGGAUAAAUACAACUGUGACUUCUGUGUACAUGGGAAUGAUAUCACACUUACUGUGGAUGGCAAGGACACCUAUGAGGAAGUAAAGAAUGCUGGGAGAUACAGGGAAUGUAAGCGCACUCAGGGAGUAUCCACCACAGAUCUGGUUGGCCGCAUGCUGCUCAUGACCAAAGCUCACCACAGCAACAUUGAUGAAGACAUGGAUUAUCGGAAGCACGCAGAUAACUUUGGGAAAUGCCCUAAAAGUCACAGCCCCUGGACCGGAGUUUCCCAGUUUCUGCAGACAUCCCAGAAGAUCAUCCAGUUUGCAUCUGGCAAGGAGCCACAACCAGGAGAUACUAUAAUCUACGUGGCUGGUGCUUUUGACCUCUUUCAUGUUGGUCAUGUGGACUUCCUGGAGAAAGCGCACCAGAUAGCAAAGCGACCUUAUAUAAUUGUGGGGCUACAUUUUGACCAGGAGGUGAAUUUGUACAAAGGCAAGAACUAUCCAAUCAUGAAUGUGCAUGAGCGAACCCUCAGUGUUCUAGCCUGCAGGUAUGUUUCUGAGGUGGUGAUUGGAGCCCCCUAUUCCAUCACUGCUGAUCUGCUGGAUCAUUUUAAGGUAGACCUUGUGUGCCAUGGAAUGACUGAGGUGGUACCAGACAAGAAUGGGUCAGAUCCAUAUGAGGAACCCAAGAAGCGUAAUAUCUUCCGGCUGGUGGACAGUGGCAACAAUCUCACAACAGAUCUGAUAGUGAAAAGAAUAAUUAAAAACAGGUUGGAGUUUGAAGCCCGGAACCAGAAGAAAGAAGCAAAAGAAUUGGCUGUGCUGGAGGCCAUGAAGAGAAGAGAAGAGGAAGGGGCCCCGGGGAAGGCAGGCCAGGAAGAUCAUGAGAGCUAGCAUGGGGAACGGUAUAGCAGAAUCCUUCCCUCCUGGAGCGGCAAUAUUUUCCUGGAGGAUAGGAUACUGCUGUCAGCCUUAGGAAGGCCUGCGGUCACAAUUCUCCCGUGUGUCGGGAAGAUCCCGGAUGCUGCUAUCUAGUUGGCCCAGGCCCACUCCCAUGGGAAGAUUUUAAUAUUGCCCUCUCAAUAGCAGGUUUCAAUUCCAAUGAAUGUUCGCAACAUGGUGUGAUUUCACCUGACAUAUUGGAGCUGGGGAGUCAGGGUUAUCUCUGCUCAACUUCUUAUUGAGUCUCUGCAUCUCGGAGCAUCUCUCUGAUUUCUGCCUGCCAGAGACAAUUUUUUAAUCUUUAAAACCGUCCUUUCUGGUCUGGCUCAUUGCUUACAGCAUUAAUAGGAUCCCAGAGCAUUUGCUCAACAGCAGUGCUUGCUGGAGUUGGGCUCCAAGCCAGACUUACCACUACAUUUCCUAGCUUGGGCACAAAGGGUUCUCUAAGUGGCCUGUUGCUGCUUGCACACACUGCCUUGCAUCUGGUACCUACAAAAUAUUUCCAAGCUGUAACAGUGGAUGGAGUUUAGGCAAGUCCCAGGGUUCCCCGGUGGUAGACAGUGGCCCUCACUACUCUGCACUCAGACAUGUUUGUUUAGGCCUAUGGCCAAGCAAGAGAUUGGUGGCACUGCAAUUCUCAGUGUUCCCACAAAACACAAACACCGCAUAGAUCUUCAAAAUGUGCUUGGAGCUCCAUCCUAAAGCCCCAGUACAUUGCUUCACAACCAGGGCUUCAUUUUCAUCCAUAUGGGCCUUGUGGUUCUUGUGCGGAGAGAUGGAGACAUCAGAUACAUUGAGCCCAGCAUACUGUGUAUUGUAUUUAAAAUGCUUUGUGCUGCUAAAGUUGAAUGCUUUGUGGUGAGAUCCAGGUGCAGAUCACUGUCUGAGGUGUCUUUUCAUGCAUAGUGGGAAACACAUGGAUGGGGGGGGCACAUGUGACCAUGGGGCUCUUCCCUGUCCAGGCAGGCUCUGUGUCUUUUCUAUCUCUCUUGUACAAUUUCAGCAGUGGAAAUUAAUAAAAUGUUGAUGACUUA
Molecule: messenger RNA, 2345 nt
Organism: Lacerta agilis (Sand lizard)
Lineage: Eukaryota; Metazoa; Chordata; Lepidosauria; Squamata; Lacertidae
Gene: PCYT2
Product: phosphate cytidylyltransferase 2, ethanolamine
Exons: 13
Coding region: 88-1263 (391 amino acids)
Biological process (GO): phosphatidylethanolamine biosynthetic process
Cellular component (GO): cytoplasm
Molecular function (GO): ethanolamine-phosphate cytidylyltransferase activity
Source: RefSeq, a predicted model, not a curated record